CAGAGGCGGAGGGAUGGAGACCCGGCCUGAAGACUCGGGAAUGACCGGCCGCCCGACGCUGGCCUCUUCCUGGGAUAUCGCGAACGGGGACCUGUCCCAGAGCCUCCUCCUCACCCGGGAUGGCCUCGGCUUCCAGGACUUCGACUGGGAGGAGCUGCYGGCGCCGCCGGCUUCGGGCCAGCCUCUGGUGAGCCUGAGCGCCGCGCCGGGCCCCCGGGGCAGGACGCCGUGCUUCCUCGACCUGCGGUGCGACCCCGGGGCCGGGGAAGAGAUCCUCGCGGUGGGCGUCCUGAGCUCGGCGAGGAACAUGGAGGUGUACGUGGGCGAGGAGUACUGUGGCACCGGCCGGGGCCAGGGCGCCCGCACCGUCCCGGAGGGCAGUGAACAGGAAAAUGUUAUUUUCUACAAAAAACAUCUAAAAUUGGAAACUUCCACAUAUGCUUGUAAAAUAAAGUUGCUGUCCUUUGGUGAAAAACAGUGUGUGUUCAUCAGUAAGGUUGUGGUACACAUGAAACCAGUUUCAGGAAAUUCUUCACCAAGCUCUCCUGCUCUAGGAUCAAGGAUAGACCUUGACAAGGUCCAAACCAUAAUGGAGUCCAUGGGAUCAAAGUUAUCACCUGGAGCUCAGCAGCUAAUGAACAUGGUUAGGUUUCAACAGCAGAUGGGGACUGAACCCUUACAGGCUUUCAUCGAUAAAAGCACCAGGCCACCUGGGGAAGGAAAUACCACCAGCCGCGACAGGUGUAAAACUGUGCCACAAAACCAUUCCCUUCUUGAGAAUGAUCUUAAAAAUGCAGUAUCUUCUUUCUUACCAAAGAAGGCGAGUGACGGCYCACUGCCCAACUCUGAGUUGCUGCCCUUUCUCCAAAAUCUCUGCAGUCAAGUUAACCAUCUUAGAGUGGGACAUAAUGCCAAGUGGCAGGAAAACGUCUCCAAGCCCCGUAACGGCAUUGUUGGUGUUGCAGUGGAAGAACAGCCUAUUUGCUCCUACUUGGAAAAGAUUCUUUCUAAAAAUAUGGAACUGAUGGAAAAGAAACUUGUGGACUACAUUGAUCGGCGAAUACUCCAACUCCAGGAGCACAUAGAUGAUAAGAUUACCUUGUUAAUGGACUUCCUGCAGAAUCCCAACUCCCCGCCCAAUGGGCUGCCUUUGAGACAUUGUGACUCUGGAGAAAGACUUUCCAAUGGAGAAAGAUAAGCUCUCAGCGUACGAGGGCCUGCAGAUAUUUAUUACCUAUUUAUUACACAGCCCAAACCUAAAAACAUUUAUGAAAAGCAAGUAUCUGAUGUCCUCCGAAGGAUCAUCGGCUUACAUAAAGUGACCUCGGUGUCCAUUUUUACUGCCCUUGUUAUUGUAAAUCCAGUACUGUACACCAAGAGGUGACCCCAUUGUCCUAAGUUAUUCUGAUUUGCAGUGUUUUUCACUUACAGAUUUUUAGGUAUUCUUGUGUUGCUUAAGGGUUUUAAAUAUUUAAGGAUUUCUAAUGCAUUUCAUUAGUUUGUAUUGUAUGUGUUUGAAGUACUUUUUUAAUUUGUAMAAAGACCUUAUUUAAUAGUUGAAGGGUAUGAAAAAAUGCUUACUUGACUUUUUUUCCCCUAAUUGAUUGUUCUUGGAAAACCAGGUGUUUUGACYUGAAACAUUUCAUUUCAGAUCACCAACUUAAUAUUUUAUGUUGUUUACU
Molecule: messenger RNA, 1682 nt
Organism: Urocitellus parryii (Arctic ground squirrel)
Lineage: Eukaryota; Metazoa; Chordata; Mammalia; Rodentia; Sciuridae
Source: RefSeq, a predicted model, not a curated record